Messenger RNA from Trypanosoma rangeli, 804 nucleotides. Its product is annotated as mucin-like glycoprotein. The transcript has a single exon. The record is from RefSeq and is a predicted model, not a curated record. NCBI's taxonomy places the organism in Eukaryota, Euglenozoa, Kinetoplastea, Trypanosomatida, Trypanosomatidae. Bases 1 to 804 code for a protein of 267 amino acids.
AUGGCGAUGGCGACGGUGCGGCGCCGUGCGGUGUGCGCCCUUGCAGUCCUUGUGCUGCUGUGCGGCUGCUGCUUCUCCGUGUGCGGGGCGACGCCAGAGCAGGAGCGUGAGGCUUUGGUGGAUGUGUUUAUGGAGUUCUCGUGUCAGGACAGUGAGAACAAGUUGAGUUGGCGCCUUAAUUCCAAGCACGAGUGGAGGAAGUGCGCAUUGGAUGUGAACUCUGUCCACUUUAUAAGUGGAAACACUUACAGCGGCGACAACGCCAUCUGUGCCUGGGGCGGGACACUGCAUUUGAUUGGAGGUGACCGGACGCGUUGCUCUCAAUCCGAGACAGAGCCUAAACAUGCCUUCACGAUGAGCUGCAAGACGCACAGGGACAGUGCAGUGCGCAAACUGUGGGAAGCAGCAAACGCGAACCCCAGCGACGCGUCCCACUCAUCUUCAUCCAGCGAACCGUCUGGCGUUUUAAUGUAUUGUGGGCGGCAAACCACAAGUGGAGAGAGAACUGAAGUGGAAGCUGGUUCGACUGAGGAAAAGGGUCCGAGCGGUGUUCCUGAAGAGAAUGCGCACGGCGGUGGCAGUGCAGGUGCAGGACCUAAAGAUGCCGUGACGGAAGAGACUCCACCGACACCAUCGACUGGCGGCGAUGGUGGAAGCGCCACUACAACCACGACCACCAGCAGCCCCAGUGGUGGGAAACACGCAAAGGGCAACGCGGACGGCAGCGGCACGCCCAGUGUGUGGGUGCGUGGCACGCUGCUGCUGCUGCUGACGGCUGCUGUUGCCUGUGCUGCUGGGGAUUGA